AUGUGUUUUGACAAAACCACGUUUUGCAAACCUUCUUUGAUCCAAGGAGGUCCAUCGAGCUCCAAUUGCAGGUCCCCUUCUUCUUCGAUGAUGAAGUCGUUGUUAGGACCGAUAUCGAAAUCUUUGCCGUCAUCAUUCAAUUCAAACUUGUCGGCCAUUUUAACCGACGUGGAGCUGAAAGAGAGGUCGCUUCUGUUUGUGUGCAUUGCACGGAGCAUGUUUCUCUCCAUCAAUAUAGCUUUAGCAAAUCCAAAAGAGCUUCCCGAUGUUGUGGAAGAGAACGAGGUGUCUCUGCCUUCUGUGAAGAUUGAUAUGUUAUCAUCGGUAAUAGCUUUGCUGCGAGAGACUGUUCUUGAGUGUUGGUACGAAAGUCUUGGAUUUGGUGUCGCAGUAGAGAGACUCAACUUGCGUUCCAAGAUUCCUGCGUAA
Messenger RNA from Ogataea philodendri, 429 nucleotides. RefSeq lists its product as uncharacterized. Bases 1 to 429 code for a protein of 142 amino acids. The transcript has a single exon. NCBI's taxonomy places the organism in Eukaryota, Fungi, Ascomycota, Pichiomycetes, Pichiales, Pichiaceae. The record is from RefSeq and is a predicted model, not a curated record.